UCCACCUCGAACCCACCGUCGCAGCGGGCGUCGAUGGGAAACUCUCGAUCGGGAAGCGCGCUCGUAAACAAAACAAAACACUCGCGGCCCGCAGGAUAUAUCCCUGCUAGUGCGUGAGGGGUUUUUUCGAGUAGAGUAGUGCGACCACGUGUGAUGGGGUAGAUAUGGAGAUGGAAGUGUCAAGUUACGGUUGACAAGUUUUUUAGUGGAUAGGGUGAUUGGGAAUUACUUUUUCCUAUUAUACUGCCUUUCAACGAAAACUUAAAAACUCUCGUGUCUUGGUGUUGAACAUUCCCGAAGAUUUUCAGCCGCUAUGCACAAAACUUCCGAAAACUCCUCUCUAAGCUCGAACUCUCCUGAAACUUGAUUCGGUUUAAUUUCUCGCAAUGGUAACUCUUACCCAGUGAAGUGCCAAGUGCUAGACAAUGCUCAAUAAAUGGACGAAAGCUAAUUUGGGGAUUAUGGAGGGAUAACAGCGGGAUUUACUUUCUCUCAAAGAUAAAAACGAAAAUGGAAAACCACGGGGUGUUGAAUAGAGAAAUUGUUAAGCGUUAGUGGGUGCCAUAAUGUGACAUAAAGUAGUUUGUUAUUGUUUGUUAGACUGAGAGUACGUUAUCAGCAUGUUUCCUGGGUGUAUUAAAACGCCUAGGUCUGCCCAAGGAUCUACAGAUGAUAUCACUAAGCAGACUAAAAGCAUUGUACAGAUCUACACGGACUGGGCCAACCACUACCUGGAAAAAGGCAAGAGCAAGAAAAGAGUUAGCGCUUUAGCAACGGAUUGCAGUGAUGGAGUUCUUUUGGCGGAGGUCAUCGAGUCAGUCACGUGCCAAAAAAUACCGGAUGUUCAAAGAAAACCGAAGACUCCCAAUCAAAUGUUGGAGAACAUCAACGCCUGUCUGUCGUUCCUGCGUAGCCAGCAUGUCGCCGGCAUCGAGAACGUUUCGGCGCAAGAAUUGCGCGACGGCAAGUUGAAGGCCAUCCUGGCCCUCUUCUUCGCGCUCUCGAGACAUAAACAAGCCGCGAAGAGUUGCAGCAGACACGGCGGAGUCGCGCAGCAGCCGCAGCAGGAUAUGACUCCUAAUAGAUCUUCGGGAAUCGUCCAUAAGGGGGGAAGUAGCAUCCCUUUGCCGGGCUCCUCUCUGCCAGCUCGGAGAUGUCCCCCGGACAAAGUCCGCCCGGUGGCGAGCAGCAGUCGGAGCACCAGCCCUGCUUUAUCCAUGAUACCCAGGGCACCUCCAUCUCAAAUAGCCAGUCCCUACCAAAGCAACAACCAAUCGCAGAAAAACUCGAUGUUGGACAAGCUGAAGCUGUUCAAAAACAACGAGAAACCUGUACCGGUCAGCAACGGCAAGCGAACUAGUAGCUCUAGCGGGGUUUCCUCAGCUAGAAGUGAAAGAAGUGAUUCGAGUAUAAGUCUAGAGCCUAAUGUUGACUUGAAACCAAUUCGAAAUACGUCCAGGCUAAAGCAGACGCGGCCUGGCAAGCCAGCUCAAGUCAAGAACAGUCCGAAUUCUACAAAAAAAGAAGUAGCUACCAACAAAUCUAACAAAACGGCUACAGAUGUGGAAAAGCAUGCUUAUAAAAUAGCAAACCUUCCUGGUACUAAGUUGGCAGAACCAAAAAUCAGAGUUACCGCUAGUAAAGAACCUCCACCAAAAGCAAACCAUGUACCUAUACAUAACGGAACUGCUCAAGCAGUUCCUGGCACAGGCAUACCCAAACCAACUGCAGCUGUGAAAGGUACUACCAAGAUAAGCAGAGACACCAGCGUUACUUCAUUUAAAAUUCCCAAUAGCACAUCCAUAUCCAGAGAGAGCUCUCAAGUAUCGUUGAAGCAACAAAAAGCUGCUGUAGCUUUAAUAUCUCCAAUUAAAAAUGAAAAGGAUACAACGCAAUUGUCGGAAAGCAGUCACAGUGCUAGUACCGGUCAUCAUAGUAACUCUAGUGAAAGUUCUGUCAUAUACAAACCUUCCAGCGAAAGUGGAUCAGAGUGUCACAAUAUUAUUCCGAAUAGAAAAGAACCUGUUAACUACAUCACAGCUGUAACUGACCAAUCACCUCCUCCUCCUGCACCUCAAACACCUAAAGAACCUCCCUGUGAUGAAAACAAGGAUCAACAUAGCGAUAAAGAAAUUAACAACAUAUCUUACAAUAACUUAGUGAACAGAGAGAAGCUAGAUAUAUCGAAAGAAACUGAAAAAGAUAUCCUGAAUCAUAUCAAAGACGUAUACCUAGAAGAAAAAGACGAGAAUUUAUCAAUAGAACCAAUGAGGCCUUUACUUCGAGGGUACUGCAGUACUUUAACUCUACCGCCGAGGCAGCGACAAUACCAGAGGGUGCAACCUGAUGGUGGUUCCGACUAUUGUGAGAUUUCUUUGGCGAAUGGUUACCUUUCGGAUGGAGAGGUGUUGAGGAAUACUGUUGUUAUGGAUAUUGGUGAUGGGUAUUUAUCUGAAGGAGGAUCCAUUUUGUAUACCAGACGGUUGCAGACCAUGCCAGCACAUCUACCAAAUGGCACUCCCCGUCUUACCCCCGGCCUCACCGUGUUGACAGAACAGUCCAGUAGAAGGGGAGGCUCCAGCGAGUCUCCCCCACCUCCACCGGCUCCCAGAGUUACCUCAAAGUCAUCCCGAAAUGGUAUUCCCCUUCAGGAUUCGAAGCACGCCUACCAAGAAGGUAAACACGGACACUUAGAGUCGAAGCACGAUUCCAAACACUCGCAUCACCAGCAGUGGAAGCGGUAUACAGAUUCUCCAGGUGUUGGUUCACCUCCUCCUCCAGCGCCCGCUCCAGGCAGUCCCACUCAAGGAAGACGGGAGAGAAGAGCAAGUCCACAUGGGAGCAGCAGCGGCAAAGACAAAAGCGGGAAGGGAGCUAGGGGAGUGCCGCAGAGUUUCGGGUAUUUCAAGAGGAACGGUUCUGGGAUGAAUGGGCAGGUGAAUGGCAACAGCAACGGGCAAACUGUUCAAGUAAUCCAAAAUCAGUCUACGGGGAAAACGGCAGCUGUCUCCGCAGUUCCCAGGACCAAAGUUAAAGUUUCUGGGGGCACUCAAACUUGUUCGAGCGAUCUUCAACAAUCUCACAAAGCAAGUCCACCCCAAUUUAAAAGUUACUCAUUGACGGGUAACACUGCCAACCAGCUCAGUCAGUCGGUGCGCGAACGCCUGAUGAUGGGUUCACAAAGUCUUCCAAAAGGUGCCGUCACACAUCAAGAAUACGGAUUAGUGAUGAGAGCGAGGCCCAAAGUCAGCGAUGGGUCUCUUUCGGAUACGCAGGCCAUCGAGAACACCAGUCCUUAUGCUCCUUGGCUACGACACAGCAACACUUACUCAGUUGCUCCUAGAUUAUCCGAAACUGACAGUAUGGAAUCUCUGACGAGUUUACCAGGUCACAGAAGUAGCUUGACGCACGCCAGAUUGUUAAGGGAUUCCCCGUCAAGGUUAAGUCGAAGCAAUAGUAUAAGCUACCUCAGAGAAAGGACUUUUCCAAGAUCGACAAAAUCCGAAAAAUUGUACCCUUCGAUGUUGCACAGAAAUACGGAGCCUGAGACCGAGCCUUACUACUGCUUACCGAUCGGGAGCCUUAGCCAUUGGUCGCAGCCUACGAGCCCGGCUCCUGGUAGUGCUAGAACCUUUCCGUUGUCUCCCACUCACUCUAGUACUCCCAGACACAGCAUGCCAAAGAACGACGACGUGCAUGGAUCUUCCAUAAGUUUGGUCUCGACAGCUUCUAGCUUAUAUUCUUCAGCGGAAGAAAAGCAAGCGCACGAGAUAAGAAAAUUGAGGAGAGAGUUGACAGAGGCUCAAGAAAAAGUGCAUACGUUAACGUCACAACUCAGCACCAAUGCUCAUGUGGUAUCGGCGUUUGAGCAGAGCCUCACUUCUAUGACUCAAAGGCUUCAGCACUUAACGGCCACCUCCGAGAAAAAGGAAUCAGAACUCCAAGAACUCCGCCAAGCCAUGGAGGCCUUACGCGCUCAAUCCAUCCAAGCAGGCAUCGGAUCCACGUUGGCGCGACAACCUUCCUCCGAUAGCGUCUCGAGCCUCUCCUCCGCCUGUAGCCUAGACAAGCACGACAAGAAAAAGAAGAAAGGCUGGUUGCGGAGUUCGUUCACGAAAGCCUUCUCGCGUAACGCCAAAGUCACCAAAGUGCAAUGCCAAAAUGACGCCACGGAGGAAAGGAGUCACAGUCCGCCCCCUCCACCGCCUACGGAUCCUGGCUUGGAGGUGGUUGAGCUUCAGAAGCAGCUUCGAGAGAAGGACUUGGUGUUGACUGAUAUUCGGCUUGAAGCGUUGAGUUCUGCUCAUCAGUUGGAGAGUUUGAAGGAUACAGUUAUGAAAAUGAGAAGUGAAAUGUUAAGCUUGAAGCAAAAUAACGAACGUCUGCAAAGAAUGGUAACCGGCACGACGAAUAUGCCGACCGAUUUGACGGAUACUAGGAGUAGCAGUAGCAUAGACGCCUUAAGUGACCUCAUACCUACCGAAGAACCGACGCAAGAAGUGGAAACCGACGGCAAACGAAUCACGAUAUCGGUCUAUUUAGGACAACCACAGAGUUUUGAAAAAUACUAUACAGAUCACUACGGUUACGAUGGUUUAAGUGAUAACGCCAACAUAGAAAUAUCGAUAGCACACACCAACAUAGGCGCUUCCACGUCAUGGGCACAACUAGAUAACGCAGUUAGAAGAGCGUUCAAACAAUACGUCGCCAGAUUAGACCCUGGAGGCGGGUUGGGAUUGGGCAGCGACGCCAUAGCCAGUUACAAACUAGGCGAAGCUGAACGCAAACCCGACUCAGGUCCACCCGAUCUGCUUCCUGUCGGUUACGCGAUAGGAAGAGUGGCAACGUUGCACGUCGUCCUACAACCAGUAGCAGCCUUAGCCUUCGAAGCCUUAAUUCCGAAAGGAGUAGCCCAAAGAUUAGUUUCGCUCUUAGCUGAACAUAGGAGGCUAGUUUUGUGUGGAGCGCCGGGGACUGGGAAGACACAUUUAGCUACUAGACUAGCUGAAUUCCAUGCCCAGAGCCUGGGUAGAGAUCCCGCAGAAGCUGUGGCAACGUUUAAUGUAGACAAUAAAUCCGGCAAGGAACUUCGCCAAUACCUUACCCAUCUCAGCGAACAAGCUGCAGCAGGUGACAACAGCGUCCUUCCAUGUGUAGUAGUACUAGAUAACCUCCACAAAGCGGGUACACUCGCAGACGCACUAGGUUCCUUACCACGCAAUCUACCGUGCCUCCUGGGAACCAUGGCUCAGAGCGCUUGCUCAGCGACCAGUUUGCAGCUUCAACACGGCUUCAGAUGGGUUUUAGUCGCCCCUCACAUGGAACCGGCCAGAGGAUUACUAGGAAGAGUUUUAAGAAGACGGUUGGCUACUUUGGAGCUGGAACAAGGACCGCAACCGGAGCUGGCUGCUAUAUUAGGUUGGUUACCGAGGAUAUGGCAACAUCUAAAUGCGUUUUUGGAAACUCAUAGCAGUGGAGAUGUGGCAAUUGGUCCUAGAUUGUUUUUAAGUUGCCCACUAGAGCUGGACGCAGCACGGGCUUGGUUCGCCGACGUAUGGAACUACUCCCUAGCUCCCUACCUUCGAGAAGCCGCCCGAGAAGGUCUCCAACUCUACGGCCGCCGCGCACCCUGGACCGACCCCACGCAAUUCGUCCUCGAAACGUACCCAUGGCCAGGUUCGCCACCGCAAGGGCUCACCACCAUUUCCGCCAAAGACGUAGGGCUCGAAGUCGGACCUUCGGCUCAAUCGGAGAACGAGGGGGAUCCCCUUCUCAACAUGCUGAUGAGGCUGCAGGAAGCGGCGAAUUAUUCUAGUCCCCACUCGAACGAUUCGGACUGCAACAGUCUGGACUCGAAUUUGACGCACGGGAGUAAUUUAGGGACUGAGAGUGUGUCGUAAUGCUAAAACUAUUCAAAUUUAAAGAAACGUUGAUAUUUAUAACAGAAUAAUCGAGAACCGUGGCAUUUAAGUAUUCACGUUUUAAAUUAAUAUAAAUAGAAUAAUUAAAAUAUUUUGCAGAAUGAUUUAAAAGAAUCAUAGAAGUCGAAUCCACAUUUUUAAAGGGCUGUUUGCUUUCUUCUUCAUUUCCAUGCCCUUUCAGAACGUUGGUUACCAUCAUAGCUAUCUUAAUUUUCUUCACUGCCACCUUCAAUAGCAUGUUUAUAUCAAUACCAUACCAAUCUAGCAAGUUCUUCAACCAUGAAGUCAUCCUUUGUCUUGGACUGCGUUUACGUGCUAUUUUCCCUUGCAUAAUAUUUUGUAGUAUGAUUUUCCUUGAUUGUUCGAUUGUCAUAUUGACAUAUUUCAUACCUACUGUCAUUGAAGAAAAUGGGAUUUCGAAAAUGCUAUAUUAUAAAUUGUAAAAAUAUAACAAAAAAUUGUCAAUUUAAGUUCUAUUCGUUUCCAACUUCUAAGCACAAACUAAUACAAAGAGAAAAGUGAAUUUUCAUACAAUGUUUACCUUUUAAUAACAUAACCUCAAUCUUACUUUUUCUUCUUAUUCUUUUUUGGGCUAUGGCCUUGACAAUUAUCCAGUAACCAGGACUAAUAUAAUUGGCCAAUAUAAUUAAAAGUACUACAAAUUUUGCUUAGCUAUGACACCAGGUGUCCCUCUUCCGAACUUGCACGGUACCAAUACCGUAUGCAUAAUCGGGUGUCCGCAAGAUCUAUCGACUAGUGUAGUUUACUAAUAAUAUGUUUACAUUGAUCUGACCUAACAAUAUAUAUUUCAAAAAUAACUUACUUGAAAAGAGUUUUCAAGCUUCUGCGACCACAAAUGAGACCAUUAAAAGGCAUUUUACUGAUAUAUUAUGUUUGUUUACUAGCAGUUAUUGAACGAAACAAGUAAUAAAAUCAAAACAAGCAAUAAAAAUACUAAUUACAACACCUGCUAAUGCCUUCUGAUAGCUAAUAUGGGAAGAAAGUGGACUUUCUCAAUAGGCGCAAUAAAUACACAAAUUUAAAUUGGUUUGUUGCUAAAUAAUUCAAAACCAAACAAUGGAAACAUAUAGGUAACAACAAAAAUACAAGGUACUUAAAAUCAGGACAUCAUCGACGAAGUCAACACUAUUUAGCGUUUGCACAUUUGAGUGGUCUCGAUGCAUCUCAUAGGGAAAAUUUUUUGGAUUUCAAGUGGUAAGCGUCCCAUCCUCUUCAUCGCGACACAUCUGAAUUUCGAUAGCAAGGAACAACAGCGACGUCGACACGGAAAAAAAGGGACAUAAUUUCGAACUAUUUAAACAACCAAAUCAAUUAUAUGGAACUUCCAACAUAUUAAGUAAAUAACUCCCAAAAAUUUAAAAUAAAAUUUGAUUUUUACAUAAACAAUGACAAAACACAACAUAAACACCACCAACGACGAUACACACAAAACGAUCUUCGAUCGUGUCAAGUUCGCAAUGGAUUUCUCCUACUUCGUAUCAAAACAAUAAACAAAAUUACCUCGGCGAGGUAAUCAUGUUGAUCCCACAUUUUACAGCAGUUGUCGAGUCUACUUGUUAAUAUAUCUAUGGUAUCAACAUAUAUUUGGAACUUCUUUUACAUGUCCGACGUACUUCAGAUUUCUCUUCUUUAUGUUUUUUAUAAUCUCAGUAUUCUUGUUGAGACGUUCUAGUAUUGUGGAGUUUAGAAUCUUCUCCACCCAAGAAACUUUUAAAAUUCUUCUCUGGCACCAGAUUUCGAAAUCCUCAAGGUGAUUUAGAUCACUUUUAUUCACCGUUCAAAACUCGACACCAUAAAGUAAGACCGAGAACACGUAGCAGUGAAUUAGGCGGAUCCGCAAUGCCAAUUUUAAGUCUCUAAAUACAUUGCUAAUGGAGAAACGACUUUAAGAAGAAAAUAAAGCGAACAAAAAUUGUCAAAGUACUGUUAUAUACAUACACAUAUCUUUGCUUCCCUGUAAGUCUUCUGAGAAAUUUUUAAAUCAUUCUCAAACUAAUAGUCCAGGUCGCAUCUCUUUUGAGAUGGUCGUUGAGAGGUGACUCAAAUUUUUUUGCAGAAAUUGCUUGAAAAUAACUCAAAUAAUAAUAUUUGAGUUAUCUUCCCACUCAAAAUGGACCGGAACAUUGUUUAAAUAAUCAAAAUGUCAAAAUAUAAAGGAAGAAUUCGAUUUUUUUAUUGAUUUUUUAAUUAUAACUAUAAAACUAUUCGUUUCUGAGAAAAUUUGUACUGACAUACAAGUUGCGUAAUUACCCAUGUUGCAAAAUACCAAUAAUUGCGAAAAAAAAACCAUACAAAAACAAGUAUUCGCAUUUUACGUUUUUCUACCAUUUACGCUACACUUGGACCCUCAUAUUUUACCCAGAAAAACUUUUUGAUAUAGUAAAACAACACUGUAAAUUUCAUUAAGAUCGAUUUAAUAGAUUUUGCAAAAUAAAUUUUGCAAUCCAGCUUUCGCAAAAAAAAUCAUUUUUUUUUAAAUGUUACAGGACUGAAAAUAAAGCAGAUAGCAAGUUGAAUUUUUUUUGCUUAUAGUAGUGUACUGUACCGUUCAUUUGAAAUUUGCAAAAUUAAAAUCGAUUAUAUACCACGGCGUCAGGAAAUUUUUUAAAUAAACAUUAGUUUUUGGUGCUACGCGCAGGACAGCGGUGUUCGAUUCACACAAGUUGAUUUCCACCAAAAUUUCUUUCAAUCUUUAUCUAAUAUAUUAUUUUCUUGCUCUAUAUUUUGUUGUAUUUUAAUAUUUUAAUUCCACAAAAAUCAAACUAAUUUUAUUAUUGUUUAUGAAAUAUUGUUUAAACAAUUGCAUAUGUUUAAAAAUAAUACACUUUUAUUCUCUAAGUUAAAAUAUAUGAACAAAGAAAGUUUUUUGCUAAAAAAAGUGUUAUUUCAAAAGAUAGAGUAUGUGUUUUUAUUUUGCAAUAAACAAAUUUAUUUAUUUAUAUCGAAAUGUAAUAAAAAUUAAAAUGUAUCAAUCAUUAUCAAAGGUCAUUGGAAUGCCCAAUCAGAGCAAACUAUCUGCUGUCCUGCGCGUAGCACCAAUAAUUAAUGUUUAUUUAAAAAAAAUCCUGACGCCGUGGUACUCAGUCCAUUUUAAUUUUGCAAAUUGCAAAUGAAAGGUACAGUACACUUCUAUACGCAAAAAAAUUUCAACUUGCUAUCUGCUUUAUUUUCAGUCCUGUAACAUUUUGAAAAAAUUAAUUUUUUUUUUUGAGAAAGCUGGAUUGCAAAAUUUAUUUUGCAAAAUCUAUUGAACCCAUGGACAUAUUUAUAGGUCCAUGAUUGAACCGAUCUUAAUGAAAUUUACAGUACUGUUUUACUGUAUCAUAAAGUUUUUCUGGGUGAAAUAUGAAGGUCCUAGGUGUAGCAUAAAUGGUUGAAAAACGUAAAAUGCGAAUACUUGUUUUUGUAUGGUGUUUUCGCAGUUAUUGCUAUUUUGCAAUAAGGAUGACUAUUUUUAAAUUUUUAACCAAUUCUAUAUUGUAGGAAAUUUAAUUACGCAACUUUUAUGGCAAUACAACUUUUCUCGGAAAUGAAUACUUUUAAAGUUAUAAUCAAAAAACGAAAAAAAAUCUAAUUUUUCCUUCAUUUUUGACAUUUUGAUUAUUUAAACAAUGUUCCGAACCUUUUUGAGAGGGAGGAUAACUCGAAUAUUAUUAUUUGAGUUAUUUUCAAGCAAUUUCUGCAAAAAAAUUUGAGUCACCUCUCAACGUCCAAAUGUACUAAUAUUUUUACAGAUGCGCCCUGGUCUAUAAGUCUACAUUAAACAUUUAUUAAUAAACAUCACUUAAAUGCCACCGUUUUCAAAAAUAUAAUGUCGAAGCAAACUGAUCGGUUUUUAUAUGAAAGAAAUGUCAAAAAUCUAAGACUGUUCCACUCGUUAAAAGAUGAUACACCAAUUAUUCCAUAUUUAAAGGCCUUACAAUACAAAAUAUUCUCGUCAGCAAUAACGUAAGAAUGUUUCAAAAAAUCUAUUUUUUAUAAAAAAUCGUCUAAGCAGGCGAAGAUUUUUGGCAUUUCACUAUUUGUUUGAUACUUUUACACGGUGAUUCGUAAAAAAGAGUUGGUAUUAUUUUAUUACGAUAUUAUAUUAGCCCCUAAUAUAACGUUUUUGACUAAUAAUUGAAGGGUUUUUAUUUAUUUCUACGUAAAAUCGUUGUUUUUGGCACAUUGAAACCUUUACUUAAUUUCAUUUCGUUAUAAAAUCCACAAAUUCAGUAUUUUUUAGAUCACCCUGUAGAUUUUUCGGUAAUAUAGGUAAUUUUCUAACCAAUUAUAGUCACAUCUUAGGUACAUUCAUGAUCAUUUAGUUCAAUCUUCUAACUUGAAAACUAAAAUAAGUAGAUUAAUUAUACACUGCUCAAUUCGAUUAAAGAUUAGAUUCAUCUCAAUUUUUAUUUGUAUAUAUUUAAAAAUACAAUUAAAAUGAAAACUAGAAUGAAACAUCUUUAAUGUGAGCAGUGUACAUUGAUAAAAACCGAACAAUUUCUUUAUUAACGAAUACAUUUUAAAAAAAUUAUGCAAAAGCAAAAUCUUAGCCCUAAAGCACAGUAUACAAAGAUAACAUAACCUAACAUAACCUCUGUAUACUGUGCCUAAAGUGUAACUUGACUAUAAAAAAAGUGCUUCAAAUUGUUCACUGUAACAAAAUGUUAUGAAAUACCCAAUUAUUUUGUGAAAUAUACACCAAUUUUUAUACCAUGCUUAAUACAUCAAGUUUUCAGUGGAUAAAAUUCAUGUUCAGGUUCACAAAGCUCUGUAAACUCGACAUUUAAAGAAGUAAACUUUGAAUUUGACUAAAAAUUUGAAUUUUUGUGUAGGACAAUUACUAAAACCUCAAUUUCCUAGAAAACUAUGCGGCACUUGGUCCCGACGGUCAAAGUCCAAUUCUGACGGUACUGACGCCAAUGUCGGUAAGAGUUGGAUCUGCAUUACCGGCCGAGCUUAGCCAAAACAUGAACCUUAGCCAAGAACGUAACCAUUUGUCAACUGAAUAUAUGGCAGCUGAUGUAUAACACUAAAAACCCACCCAGUGCUUAUUUCGCUCCAUAAACUUACUUGUUUUAACGAUAUAACCAUAUACAAACUUAAAUUGUUCGAAACUGUUAAUAAUUGUCAAAAUUAACUGUUUUUUUUUUUGUUAACUAUGAAAUUAACACAGCCUUGUGAAGCUGAUCAUGAAUAAUUUUGUAUAAUUCGCACUGAUGAAAAUUCUGAAAAAUAGAUUGUUUAUAUUGUUCUUUUUGAAUAAUUUUUCCCGUUGCCAAACCUUUAUUUCGAGUACAUUUUGAACCUAACUUGAUCAGUAGCAAGAAGGUAUGAUAGCUCGUCGAUUCAGAAAUUUUUAAUGCUUUUAUUUCACUAUUUUAGGUCUCCUUUUCAGUAUUUUGCCUAUACGCUGUGAGCUCGUACGUAGAGGGGAUAGUUAUAAAUUCGCGAGCGCCGGUAGUGGCAAGUCUGUAAACGUUUACCGGAAAUUUGACAUAAAUGUCAAAGUGAUUAAUUUAAAAUUAAAAUUAAAAACAUUAAUUAUAACAUAAAUAUUAGUUGGUCAAAGCUGUGGUAUAUAUUUUUACCUUAAAUAUACUUACGUUUUAAAUACUGAAUUUACGUUUUUUUAAUGUUCCGUAAUAUGUAAUUAUAAAUUAAUCUAUUAAUCUUACUUCGGAUACUUUCACAAUUAUCGUGUAGAUGGCGCUAAGAUUAUUAUAUUAAUUUAUAAUUACAUAUUACGGAACAUUAAAAAAACUUAAAUUCAGUAUUUAACACGUAAGUAUAUUUAAGGUAAAAAUAUAUACCACAGCUUUGACCAACUAAUAUUUUUUAUAAUUAAUGUUUUUACUUUUAAUUUUAAAUUAAUCACUUUGACAUUUAUGUCAAAUUUCCGGUAAACGUUUACAGACUUGCCACUACUGGCGCUCGCGAAUAUGUAAAUAUCCCCUCUAGGUACGAGCUCACAGCGUAUAGAGCUCUAUAUAGGGCUUUUCAUCGAUUGUCAUUUGUUUCGAGCUUCUGUCAUGUGUCACAUAAUAUUAAUAUAUCUACGCCAUACGUCUUUGGUUUGUAUCAUUGAUAUAUACCAAUAACGUAUGACGUAGAUAUAUUAAUAUUAUGUGACACAUGACAGAAGCUCGAAACAAAUGACUGUGAAUGAAAAGCCCUAUAGAUAAUGUUGAUAAUAAUCGUUGUUUUUGCUGAUCUACCAUUACUUAUAUAGGGUAUUCCAACAUGCCGUCAAAAUUAAAUCAAUAUGGGAGUCAGGUGGCAAGCAUAAAUGUGUUUCUUAAUGUGUUUUAGAUCAUUUUAGUUGCGUUUCUUUGUAUUUUUUUUUGUACAAGGAUUAAUUUAACAUUUUCACUAUAAGAAUUAAUUUAAAAAGAAAAUAUGCCUGAUUUCUGUUGUGUUUUGAAGUGUGGAAUGGGAAGUAUUCAUGAUAAAGUUCAGUUUUAUCGGUUACCAUCAGUGCUAGAUUUUAAGCAUAAAAUAACUAAAUAAGUUAUAAUCUUAUAGACAAAAGCAUAAAACUACUAAAUAAGUUAUUAUCUGAGAGACAAAAACAAUGGUUAAAUGCUGUAAAACGUCCUAUAAAAAUGCUAAAUCCUA
This is a messenger RNA of Diabrotica virgifera virgifera (western corn rootworm), 12542 nucleotides long. Its product is annotated as protein sickie. NCBI's taxonomy places the organism in Eukaryota, Metazoa, Arthropoda, Insecta, Coleoptera, Chrysomelidae. Gene Ontology annotation, molecular function: ATP binding; protein binding; ATP hydrolysis activity. The coding region runs from base 621 to 5900 and encodes 1759 amino acids. The record is from RefSeq and is a predicted model, not a curated record. The transcript has 20 exons. Gene Ontology annotation, biological process: neurogenesis; nervous system development.